This is a messenger RNA of Moneuplotes crassus, 1058 nucleotides long. NCBI's taxonomy places the organism in Eukaryota, Ciliophora, Spirotrichea, Euplotida, Euplotidae. The record is from the annotation of a GenBank genome assembly.
AUGGAUAGACUACUUAAAAAGAUUGAGCAUAAAAAUUUAACAAGAGCCUUAAUGAGAAAUAAAAGCAGCAUUAUUGGUAGACAACAAACCCAUCAAAAUGAACAUUUGAGUAGGAACAAAGUCAGAAAUUCUCUAUCAAAGAAUUCAUUGAGUGUUUCCAUGAAAUUAAACUAUCUCAAGGCCAUUGAAGAUAUCAACAAGUCAAAAAAUGAAGAUUUUUCUCAAGCUCUAACCCUCUUGAAUCAUAAAUUAAAUUAUCUUGACGAGAAAAAUAAAGUUCCCAAGAAAGCGGUGAACAAAAAGUUAAAAAUCAUUAAAUUGAAGAAGAGAUCUCCUAAAGAGAAGACCAUGAACAUAGAAAGUUCGAAAACAAUAAAUUGUGCUACAAAUGACAUCAAGAAUGAUUCUUCUUCCAUGUUGCCUAAUUUGGUAAACCUACUAAAUCCAAGCACUAAAAAGGUGGCCAAAGUUAAGAAAUUAAGGAAGGUUCGUCUGUCCCAAAUUAACAAUGAGUCCUCAACACCUUCAUUACCUCGGUUAUCAGUUUCAUCACAAAGUGGUAUAUCAAUGGCAUCAUCUCAGCAUGAAAGUGCAAAGAACAUCAGCUUACUCGCUGAUAAGAAAGAAAUCACGAAGUCCUUGUUUGCCAAACCAGCCUUCAAUUCUGAUUCAGACCCCAGCUCUGAAGAAGGAGAUGUGGCUCCAAAGAACUCAUUGGGAAAACCAAAGUGGCUUGAAAUUUCUCAAGAGACUCUAGAAUCUCAUCACAAUUCCUCAUUUAACGGCACAUGUUGGAUUAAGGAUAGUAAAAUUUUCAAAGAAGCCAUCAGGCAUAAAAUGACCCAACUCUCUAAGCUCAGACCAGCUAGCAGAAACAACAUUUGCUCCCUUAAGCCCAAAAAUGCCACUAUGAAUCUAAACAGAAGUAUGAUUUUAGGGCCGAAAAGAGCCUUGGCAGUAGCCAAAAACUAAAAGGAAGACAGCUUCUUUUAUUUUUGGCAGGUUUUAGCCUAUAAAUCAGUAAUUCAGUACUUUAUAAUUAACCCUUUGAAAUGUAU